Schistosoma margrebowiei is the source of this 3111-nucleotide messenger RNA. The record is from the annotation of a GenBank genome assembly. NCBI's taxonomy places the organism in Eukaryota, Metazoa, Platyhelminthes, Trematoda, Strigeidida, Schistosomatidae.
CUUGAUUGGUUUGCGCUCCACUUGGGUGGAUAGCUGCGGGGUUUGAAUGGUUUGGUUGGGAGCUGCAUAAGAUAUUCUUAUUUUAUGUAUUUUCGCUUUUGUGCUAGUGUUUUGCUUUUUAGUGACUAAUGAACUAAUGAUCAUGUCAGGUAAAAUAAACUCAUUGAAAAAAAUAAUAAUUAGCUUACGUGUUCAAUUGCAAUUGACUAACGAACUUAUGUGAUUUCUUGUCAUGAAUCAAAGAUAUUCAUUGUAAUUUAUUGUGAUAUUGUACAGCUUAAAUUUUGUAAACCCAUCUGAAUCAGACUUUUUAAAUUUGCCAAUUCGAUGAUUACACCAUUGGGUGAUAUGGAUGAGGAAUUUGAUGAAGGGGUUGUUGCAGAUCACCAUCGCACACAUGAAGGUUUCGGUGACCCAGGAUGUCAUCAGUACCAGAGUUUUGACAAGUCCGGACCAAACUGGGUUAAUAUGCUCAGGCAACAAGGCGCUUCAGUUGAUGCAACUAGUCCUCAAACUUCACACCUCAGUCCGGAGGUACACAGUAUAUCAGAUUUAACUUCCUUUGACUAUGGACAACGUCUACCAUCUUUAGAAGGCAGUUCAAGUGCUCCAAUCAGUAAAGGAACACCUAAUAUGGCUCCACAUUCAGUUUUUGCAUGGCAGCCCUUUGGAAGUACAUCAGUUCACAACCAACCACAAGCUUCUUCCUUUCACGGACAACCCGCACAUUUAAUUCCAUUGAUCCCAGGUUCAACUGCUACUUAUAGUGGUAUGGUUAGCUCUUCUCCUGCUAGUUCAAUGCCGACAACUACUGAUUUAAUGGAUUGUCAUCAGAAAACUAAUUCACACUAUGCAUAUUCUACCAAUUAUUCCAGCUCCUCUACAUCAAAUAAAUCUCGUUCUAUCGUAUUAAGUCCUGCCACUCAAUCUGGAUGCUGUCCUUCCGAUGUACAGAAUAUACGUUUAGGAAUGCUUUUACCCAAUUCUCAUUCCCCAACUACUGCUCCAGUACCAAUCUAUGCACCUUCACUUUCAUCCACUACCACUUCUAGUUCAGCACCCCAUCAAGCCUUUUGUUCUCCGAAUAGCUCUUCAAGUUCGAAUCUAUUUAGUACACCUCCAGUAUUGUCUAAUCACCCAGUUCAAGAUCCUGCUAAAGCUGUCAGUCAAAAGCAACGUUCAAAAAAGGAGAGUCAUAACAGAAUUGAACGGAAGCGAAGAGAUUAUAUUAACUCACAAAUCGUCUAUCUCAGUAGCUUACUCCCACCGGAACUGUAUCGAGAUGUAGAUGGUCGACGAAAUAAAGGUAGUGUGCUCCGACUUUCAGUUAGUUACAUUAUGGAGUUACGUGAAGCUGUUUCAAGAAUGGAAAGUCUUAAACAAGAAAAUACGAUAGCACGCCAACUAAUCCCCCUCCUUUUACAACGUAUUGAGAGCCUUGAGAAAAUGACCUCGGAACCUAGUGGUGAUCUAAAAUCUAGUGAACAGUUACAUCACUCCUCAUCUGCCAAUUCAUUGAGAAAUUUACAGUCACUUGAAGCUGUUUAUCAGUCAUGGCUUUUAUUAAAUGAAGCAAAUCAACGUGGUUCUAAUAGUAGUGGAAAUACACCGAAUUUGUCCACAUCUGUUUCACGACACUCAAUGCAUCCUGCACAUACAAAUGCAAGUGAUAGUCGAUAUUUACAUGAAUUAAUGAUGCAAAAUGAAACUCCAGCUGAUCUUGAUUUCAGCGGUUCCAAAUUACACCCAGUCCAAUCAAGACACAAUGUCAAUAUAAAAAGAGAACAUGGUGAAGAAGAAGAAAGAACAGAUGAUUGUGGUUCAUUAUGUAACAAAUCAGAUACUCGACGUCCAGGAUGCUCGUCUCGAUCAAGCUUUACUGAUCAUCCAACAUCAGAGAAGAUUGAGGAAGAAGUGGCGUCACAAGAUGGAAGCUUUGAUAGUAGACCUAAUUCUGCAUAUGAGUGCUAUCCACAUAAUCUACCAAGAACUCCACAGUCAAGUGUUUUCCUGCAGAACCACUGAUCAUCAUCCUACUUCUGUUUUGUUCAUUUUUGUUCAACUUAUUUUUAUUCGGUAGAAGAAAAUGUCACUGUUCUGAAUGAAUCUCUAGCUCGUUACUACCAUUAUUAUUAUUAUCAUUGCAAGUUAGCGAUGAUACUAUUCAAUAUUGAGAAUUUUCUCCAUCUCCUUACACCUCCCCUGUCUCUGCGUGUGUGUGUAUAUCCAUCAAUUGUUGCCUUAUUUCACCUCUUAAAUUAUUUUCAUUUCACAUUUGGAGUUAUUUUUUGUUUUGUUACAUUAUUUUUGAUGAUUAUUGCCGUUCCCCUCUUUUUUAUUUAAAAAAAAUCAAAUCAGAGUAAAUAAAUAAUGUUCAAAUCAAUUAACUGGAAUAUUCUACAUAGAUACUUAUUGAAUGUAAAUCUAGAUUAACAAAGAUUAUAGUGUACACAGAUUAUUUACACUUCAGAUGUUAGAUUAUUCCGUUUUGUUUUUCGUUUUCUUUUCUCAUUUAUUACUACCUGUUACAUUACAUACGAUCCAUUAUCUUUCGUUUCCUUUAAAUGAUUAGUUUGUCUGUGUUCUUGUUCUAUCCACACUAGUGCGUACUAUUUGAUGAUAAAGAAAAAAAGGCAUAAUAUUCAUAUUGUAUUAUCAUGAAUAAAAUAUUUUUUAUUUUUAGUUAAAUUUUCUUGCUUUGCCUGGCCUCUCUCCAACCUCCCAUUAUAUUAUUAUUUAUCUAUAAAUUGAUGUAAUUCAUUUAUUUAUAAAAUGAAAUUUCAAUAAAAUAGUGCUUUUGACAAUAUUAUUAUUCAGAGAGUUUGCUUUUGGUUUGUUUUCCCCUUGAUAUAUUUUGUUUUUGGUGUGAUUAUUAUUAUUAUGUUGGGCUGUAUUGGAUUUUGUUUAUUAAAAUGUUCGUUGUUAUUAUUGUUUUGUUUACUCUUUGAUUUCUUUGCUUUUUAUUUGCCCAUAAGCGCCAAACUAACUUCUAUUAUUAUUGUUCACUUUCAAUUGAAAUUUUCAGUUUAUUAUUUACUAUUUCUUUUUCUCUUUUAUGAAUGUAUAAAUGCCUAUUGACUGUACAUGCACUUCUAUGCAUAGACAAUAUAU